Molecule: messenger RNA, 5321 nt
Organism: Mizuhopecten yessoensis (Yesso scallop)
Lineage: Eukaryota; Metazoa; Mollusca; Bivalvia; Pectinida; Pectinidae
Product: glutamate receptor-like
Exons: 7
Coding region: 346-1806 (486 amino acids)
Biological process (GO): monoatomic ion transport
Cellular component (GO): plasma membrane
Molecular function (GO): glutamate-gated receptor activity
Source: RefSeq, a predicted model, not a curated record
UACCAGCGGGACUGCUCCACCUGCCCUGCUCACAGGACACAGCUGCGGUACAAUAUUAAAUCGCAUCAUCUUCAUACUAACAGGUUACAUGCGAUUUUCUGUUGGCCUGAUUUCGGAUUUUUAAAAUCUCUCACGUGAGAGUUAAAUCUAAGAGGAGAGAAAACAGUUUAAGAACUAUAUUGGUUUGCCGGUUUUAACGCGCGCGUGCAGAUAACGACGCGGUGUCAGGUUACAUCUCGGGAAAUCCCGUUCCUACUGCCACCGUCCAGCGCAUUCCACUUCUCUUACACAUUGGGUAUCUCCUCAGACGGAGUUUAUUUUGGAGUGAAUUCGCCACGGCUAAAAAUGAAAUUGUUGGUGCUGUUGUGUGUGAUAUGUGUGAUUGGAAGUUUUGUUUCGGCAAAGGCCCAGGGUGCAACCUACAAAGUUAUAACAUUACUGUCCCCACCAUGGGUUAUGGAGCGUGAUGGGCGAAGCACAGAGGGUUUUAUGAUUGAUCUGCUCAAGAGAGUGUCGAGGAUCUCAGACUUCAACUAUACUCUCGCCUACGUCAAGGACGGCAAUUACGGCAGCGAGGUGGGCGGUAACUGGAACGGAGCUAUUGGCGAACUCAUCGCUGGGGACGCACAAAUUGCUGCACUACCAAUGAUAACGACAGAGAAGCGACAGACAGUGGUGGACUUCUCAAGUCCUAUCAUUAACAGUGGCCACCGGAUACUCAUCAAAAAGCCAGUCACACAUAAUGAUCCGCUCAAGGUGUUGUUCGAGCCCUACUCUCUCCCAGUGUGGAUACUGGUGAUGGUCAUCUCUUGGAUAAUGGGUGCCGUACUUAUUGUCAUCAACAAAUUCAGUCCAUCCGAGUGGGGUCAGUUACCCGAAGAUGAGGACCCAACGCACUCCAGAAACAGCUUCACUGCCAAUAACGCCUUCUUUUUCGUUCAUAGUACGCUGACAUGGCAAGGUUACAAAGAGGUUCCGAAGUCACCGGCCGGGAGGAUUGUUGUCUGUAUGUGGUUCAGCUUCAUCUUCUUCAUGAUCAUCGCCUAUACCGCUAACCUCGCGGCCCUGCUGCUUGCAAGGGGCCCAAAUCAACCCCUCGUUCCUUUCAAGACAUUCCACGAGAUGGCGGCACAAACUCUCACCCCUUAUGGAACCAGGCAAAAUGUACAUCUGAUUAACAAGCUGAGUGUUUCAAAUGACCCAGUAUACCGAAAGAUACUGGCUUAUAUGAACCUCAUCGACAACAAUUUCCAAGAUAUUGGGGGUGCUAUGAAAAAAAUAAGAGAUUCUCCUAAAGGAUACGCCGCCAUAGUGGAGAGUACGGAAGCCGACUACAUUGCUUCUAAAAACUGUGACCUGAUGGUGGUGGGAGAAACGAUAGCCAUUAGCCAGAUUGGAUUUGCAUGCAGCAAGGCCACCACGGGACUGUGUAACGAACUCUCUGAGGCUAUCAGGGAAAUACGAGAGGCUGGGGACAUGUACCUACUGUACAAAAAAUGGUUCAAGAAAGGACAGUGUACGGAAACCGACUUGGACGACUAUGUGAGCAGAGAGGAGACCGCCAAGAUCACAGCCCGACCACUCUCGCUCGCCGACCUAUCACUUGCCUUUAUAGUCCUCCUGUUUGGGCUCAUAGUUGGGGCGAUUCUCCUAGUGGUGGAAAUUCUUGUUCACAGGUACAAGAAAAAGAAGGGAAGCAGAAACAUGGAGCCCGUGCGCAUGACAGCUGCCAACGGACGUGGACAAUCGGAGACGGACGUAAAUGACGAAAGCGACAAGGCACCGAUAGCAGCGGCGGAACCAUGAUGCACAUGCGCAUGUGCUGUACGACGGACAGUAAGACACAACAGCAAAGAGAUCACAUACAAUACUCGGAUCAUCAACAUUCUUUUAUUUCAGCUUUAAGUCUGCGAGAAAGUCAAAAUGAUAUUGUCGCCAUCACACCAACUACUGUACAUUAUACGUGGUGGAAGAAGUAAGUUAGAUACAUGUAUGUAUUUUCCAGAACAAUAAUGAUUUAGGGAAAUCGCCAACAACGACUAAUACAAAUUAAUUCCAUGUGCUUUUUCAAUUAAGAGGAUGAUAAUAUCUAUGUUUAUAUUAUUUCUAGUUUCUAACUUGAUCACGAGGACCACAAAAUUUCUGACACACAACCCUUCAAAACAUAUAUAACAAACCUGUGUAGAGCUUACGUAGAUAUAUUGUCUAUCCGCUUUCGGAAUUCAUAAAGCACUACGGUUAUAAAACAUGUUAACUGAAUAUUUAAUCUGCAUGAAAUUUAAAAUUAGAUCUAUGACGGUAGAUUCUGAUCGAUGAUGUCGGAGACAUAACUCAGCACUUAAUUGGUUACAUUUUGAAAGAAUUAAUAGAAGAUAGAAAAAUAUGCUUAAACAUACUAAAGGAGUCCAGGAUCCGAUUUGAUAGACCAGGACAAUUGUUGUACACGUGCAUUUAUGUAGGACCACUUCCAUUUAAGAAAAAAAUGGAAAACACGCAUAUCUAAUGGGAUAAUGUCGAAGCCAUCAUUUGAUCAAGGAUGCCUUCAAUGCGUUGGGACGUCAUGUGUCAUUCCUAAAAGGUUUUUGGAAGCGGCGAAAAAGAAAUAAAAAUGAAAAGGGUCUUCCAAUUGUACAUUGGACCCUAAUUGUCUGCUGUAUAGAUAAACAUGUUUUUAUGUAAUCAAUGACAAUGAGAUUUGGUAUUUUGUCAAAUUCAGGUUUAAUAUAUUAAUGAUAAGAAAUGCUUUUUAUGUGGUACAUGUGUAUCAUUUCCUUCCCGUUUGAUGUCUGUAAUAUCGUUGUGUAUGUGUCAUUAUAAAUACAUGCUUUAUAAUAUUCAAACCGCUGUAUCUUACCUGUGUUGUCAAUACAAAUGUGUAUUUACCUAUACAAGGAUAUCUGCACUUGCUAUGUGAAAUGGUUACUGUGUUUACCUAUGAAAUGAUUUUCGCACUUGUAAUUAAUAAUGGUUUAAAGGACGUUUCCUUUUGCCGUCAUGGAUCGUUAGGCUGGUAUCUCACGUUCCCAAAGAUAAGGCUUGAUACUGAAACGGCUGUUAUACUGUGCCAAUUUUGCUUAAACAUCAGAAAAGUAUCCCCAAAAUACUGACUGGCAAGUACGAUAUCGGAUCAGUGGAGGCUGAAUAGUGUUACAACCGGAUAAGAUGUAGCUGGAAAGUGGAACAACAGUAUAAGUGGUAGUUCGAUAGUGUGACAACCGGAUAAUUGGUGGCUCGAAAGUAGGAAACGGUAUACGAGGUAGUUUGGGUCGGACAACAGGAUUAGUGGUAGUUUGAUAAUGGGGCAUCAGGAUUAGUAAUUGUUCGAUAGUGAGACAACCGGAUAAGUGGUCGUUUGAUAGUGGGACAAGCGGACUCACGUAAGUGUUGGCUCGAAUGUGGGACACAGGAUAAGAGGUAGUUUGAUAGUGGACAACUGGAUUAGUGAUGGUUCAGACGUGGUGAUUUGAUAGUAGGACAACACGAUAAGUGGUGGCUCGAAACUGAAACGACAGAAUAAGUGAUAGUUUGAUAAUGGCACAACAAGAUUACUGGUGGCUCGAAACAAUAGGAUUAGUAGAAGUUUGAAAGUGGGGUAAUCGGAUAAGUGUUGGCUCGACAGUGUGACAACAGGAUUAAUGUCUAGUGACAUGAUUAGUAGUUGCUGGAUAGUAGCUGACUGGAUAGUCGAUCGGUGGUCGGUGCUAUCAGAGAAGAUAGUUUUCAUCUCUGUUGAUCAUCUGGUUAACUAAGUUUUACACUUUGACAUCAAUAGCAUUAUGUUCUAUUUGCAUUCAUAAACUAGUUAACUGUUUAAAAUACACUGCAACUUAUACAAACUUGCACGUACAUUGCAACUGUAACUAUGGUAAAUAAAACGUCUGUUGUAUACAGCACAACUAAUUAAAGUAGCCAUCUAUAAGUUUAGUUAUAUUAAUUAUAUCUGCAUAUCGCUUGGAAAAGUCACACUGAUACAGGCGAAAAGAAUGAAAAGGGUAAAUGAAUAUUGUUUGGUAAACGUAUGUUACAUGUGUAAUCUUGAGUACAAUUACCAUGGUAACAAUACGCCAGACUAAACCUCCUCAGUUAUCAUUUCUAUCCACCGAUCUGUCAUCAUCAAGUUUCAUUUGCUAGGUGGUAGAUAUUAAUUGAUUGCUCGGUAGAUAUGUGCCCGUUUGAAUCGUUAUGUAGAUAUGGUUAGAUGAUGAAAACAGCACGUAUCUAAUUCAUACAGUAAUGUGUAACAGUUUUAACAUCCAUUGCCCGUUAUCAAUUUAAAACAAUCUAGUUUGAAGUGUUUUAACCCUUUCAUCCCCAUGUAACUUAAGUAGACUCUACCAUGCAUUGAUAUGGGUUAGUCCAUUAUGGUAUACAGUGGUGAAAGGGUUAAUGACACUAUGACAGGUUGACUCAAUAGCAGUCACUAUAUUGAUCGAUUCAACAUUUUUGAGAAGUUGUGUUCUGUUACGAUAUAUCACGUUUUUAAAUUAUGUAAAAGUUAAAAUAUACAUAUAUUGUAAUAACCAAAGUGUCUUUGCCAGCAGAGUGUAUACUAUCCUAUUUCUACGUUUCUAAGACGUCACGUAUGCAAAAAAUGUAUAAUUAUACAUAUACAAGUAUGUUUUGUGUAAAUACACGUACAUGUACAAGUAUGCUUUGUGUAAACACACGUACAUGUACAAGUGUCUUUUGUGUUUACACACGUACAUGUACAAGUGUCUUUUGUGUUUACACACGUACAAAAUAUAUACACAUAUGUUUUGAGUAAACACACGUACAUGUACAAGUAUGCUUUGUGUAAACACACGUACAUGUACAAGUGUCUUUUGUGUUUACACACGUACAAAAUAUAUACACAUAUGUUUUGAGUAAACACACGUUCAUGUACACGUAUGUUUUGUGUAAACUUAAGUAAAUGGAGAGUGUAAUAAACACACGUUCAUAUAUGUGUAAAAUAACAUGUUCAUUUAAAGAUAUGUUCAGAUUUCGAAGGUGAAUCAAGCGUGAGAAUGUUGUUACAAUAAUUGAUUAUUAGUAUGUAAUAUUUGUACAUUACAAGUAUGUAUGUGUCUGUAUUAUACUAUCAAGUGUUAACAUAACAUUAUAAAUAAUUCUGCUAAUAAUAUAUUAUAUUAUGAAUCAUUAGCAUGGUUUCUGUAAACUACCAUACAAUAUAUACAAUGUUUUUAAAGCGUCGUAAUUUUUGGCAGACUAUUUUAAAAUAACCAUCCAAGUACAUGAUAGACCUGUUACUAAUCACUGUAAUUCCAGUAAAUAUGUCACGCAUGCUUUUAAAAAAUGAAUAAAGUUAUGAAACAAAAUUA